Molecule: messenger RNA, 696 nt
Organism: Linum trigynum
Lineage: Eukaryota; Viridiplantae; Streptophyta; Magnoliopsida; Malpighiales; Linaceae
Source: the annotation of a GenBank genome assembly
AUGGCGCUUAUGCUCUCUGCACAGACCGGCGCCGUCCUCCAUGCUCCUCCUCUCCACAGGCACAAGUCCGGCAGGGUCGCGGCCGCCACAUCUCUACCAUUUCCGAAGCCUCUUCUCCCGAGACUAUCACUCUCCCAUCGAAUCGACGCCCAAAAGCCCAGGGUUAGGGUUUUGGCUUCGCUAUCCACCCAAUCCUCGCCAGUCCCCACGCUGCCUUCUCCAUCCGAUUCCCAAUCCGCGCUCACCGGAGCAACUCGGACGGUCACCACAAUCGUAACCCUAGCCUUGUCUCUGACGCGCCUAUUCGUUAGCAAGCUCGCUCUGUCGGUGCCGGGAAUGGCGAUCGGCUCAGGCGCGGCGGCUCGGUCCGCCGGCCCUCUCUUCUUCGCAGCGCUCAAGGACCGGCCCAGCGGAUAUCUCAACACUCCGCUGACUGUGGUGGCGGCGGGUCUGGCGAAGUGGCUCGACAUCUACAGCGGCGUGCUGAUGGUGAGGGUGUUGCUGAGUUGGUUCCCAAACAUUCCGUGGGAGCGGCAGCCAUUGUCAGCUAUAAGGGACCUGUGCGAUCCGUAUCUCAACUUGUUCAGGAAUAUCAUCCCUCCAAUUUUCGAUACCCUGGAUGUGAGCCCACUGCUGGCUUUUGCUGUUCUCGGGACGCUUGGGUCUAUUCUCAACAGCAGCAGGGGAAUGUAUUGA